Molecule: messenger RNA, 4626 nt
Organism: Dioscorea cayenensis subsp. rotundata (Guinea yam)
Lineage: Eukaryota; Viridiplantae; Streptophyta; Magnoliopsida; Dioscoreales; Dioscoreaceae
Product: ABC transporter C family member 13
Biological process (GO): transmembrane transport
Cellular component (GO): membrane
Molecular function (GO): ATP hydrolysis activity; ABC-type transporter activity; ATP binding
Source: RefSeq, a predicted model, not a curated record
GGGAUGGAAAUGGCGUCUCCUCUUGCUCUGAGGGCAUGUAAUCUUUCUUAUUUUCAUGGUUUCUCAUUUAUAUGAGUGAAUUUUAAGUUUGUUUCUCAAGACUCAAGAUCAUUUGUUUUAGUAAGAGACCUUUGUCAUGGGUUCCAUCUGCUCCAAGGUUUUGGAUGGAAAUGGCUUCUCCUUUUGCUUUGAGGACAUGGUAUUUGGUUUUGGAGGGAAUGUGGUGACUGUAGGUUUGCUUAUUGUUCUUUGGGUGACUCAGAGGAAUGCUUCAAGAAGUACUGUGAGGAGUCUGAGGUUGGGCCUCUUGGAGAAGGUGCUGUUGAAUAUUCUGCUUGCUCUUGGAACAAUUCUUUCUUUCUAUGAGAUGCUUACUCUUGUGGGGAAAAGCAUGCCUGAUUAUCAUGAAUGGUUUUAUAGAUCUUCUCAGCUGGCCUCAUGGAUUAGCAUUAUGCUCGUGUCAAAGUUCUCAUGUUGGUUUCCUCUAUUAUGCAAUCCAUUUUUCUGCUGUUGGUGGAUUGUGAAACCUAUCACGGGGAUUCCUCGUUUAUACACCGCCUUUUCUUCAUUGAAGACAAUAACCUGUUUUAAGGAGAGUUCAUCGGUGACUGCUGAAAUAUUGUUUACUUUGUUCAUCAACAUAACCAGAAUAGCAAAGGCCCCUACUGAAGAAAGCAAAUAUGAUUUACUUGAAGGCCCACUCCUCUCUUAUGAUACCAAAGAGGAGCAUCACGUUUCUGAUCUGGUGACCAGAGCUGCACAAUACUGGCACAUGUUAACUUUCCAAUUUGUCAAUCCAAUGAUGAGCCUUGGUGUGACAAAGCAACUUGACCUUGAAGAUUUAGUUUCAUUACCAUUGGAUCUCAUGCCAUCUCCUUGUCAUGAUACAUUUUUAAGAUGUUGGGUAGCUGAAGAACAUAAAAAUCAGUCGAAAUCAUUAUUGUUUAGAGUAAUUUGUAAAGCAUAUGGUUGGCCUUACUUGCGUCUUGGUUUACUCAAGGUAUUAAAUGAUAGCCUAAGUUUUCUGAGCCCACUGCUUCUGAAUAGGCUCAUCAAGUUUCUUCAGCAAGGAUCUGGGAAUAUUGAUGGCUAUACUCUGGCUAUUUUGAUGGGUCUUGUGUCAACCAUCAAGUCCUUUCUUGAUACACAGUACACUUUCCAUCUUUCAAAACUCAAGUUAAAGCUGAGGUCAAGCAUUAUGACUAUCAUUUAUCACAAGUGCUUGUACACUUCUCUAGCUGCUCGUUCAAAAUUUUCCAAUGGAGAAGUUCAAACAUUCAUGUCAGUUGAUGCAGAUCGAACUAUUAACAUGUGUAACAGCUUUCAUGACAUGUGGAGCUUGCCUUUGCAGAUUGGAGUAGCACUAUGUCUUUUAUACACACAAGUCAAUUAUGCUUUUCUUUCUGGAUUUGCUCUUACUGUUUUGCUUAUACCAGUAAAUAAAUGGAUAUCUACAAAAAUAGCAAGUGCAACACAGGAAAUGAUGAAGCAUAAGGAUGAAAGGGUCAGAAGUGUUGGAGAAAUUUUGACUUAUGUCCGAACUUUGAAAAUGUAUAACUGGGAGAAUAUGUUCACUGAUCGCAUAAUGGAGAGGAGAACAAAGGAAGUGAAGCAACUUUCAACUCGGAAAUAUUUGGAUGCUUGGUGUGUAUUUUUCUGGGCAACAACACCAACCCUUUUCUCUCUUUUCACUUUUGGUGUUUUCACGUUAAUGGGCCAUCCACUAGAUGCUGCUACGGUUUUCACAUGUGUUGCGCUGUUUAAUACGUUAAUCUCUCCAUUAAAUUCUUUUCCAUGGGUCAUAAAUGGUCUGAUUGAUGCCAUAAUCUCGGCUGGGAGAUUGAGCAAAUUCUUAACCUGUCCUGAAAUUGACUCUGAUUCUGGCCAUAUUUUUGAGACAAAUUUACAAACAUCUGGUUCUCUGCAGCCUCCUUGUGAAGACAAUGCUGACACUGAUAGUUCUGCUGCUGUUGUCUUUCAUGAUUUAUUUAGUGUCUGGUCAAGUGGCAAUGAAGAUGGUGAGCAAAAUGCAGUACUGAAUGGCAUUACACUCAACCUGCCAAAGGGUUUGUUCAUUGCCAUUGUUGGGGAGGUUGGCUCUGGUAAGUCAUCAUUGUUAAAUUCAAUUCUUGGAGAAAUGUGCCGUAUUCAUGGGUCUGUACAUUCUCAUGGGUCAAUUGCAUAUGUACCACAGGUACCUUGGAUUUUGUCAGGAUCAGUACGUGAUAAUAUUUUGUUUGGAGAGGCAUUUGAUGCUAGAAGAUAUAGAGAAGUAUUGCAUUCAUGCGGCCUUGAUGUUGAUAUUUCUCGAAUGGUUGGAGGUGAUCUAGCAUAUAUUGGGGAGAAGGGCAUUAAUUUAUCUGGAGGACAGAGAGCACGUAUUGCGUUGGCAAGGGCUGUCUAUCAUGAGUCUGAUGUAUACUUGCUUGAUGAUGUCUUGAGUGCGGUUGAUUCUCAAGUUGCUUGCUGGAUUCUGGAAAAAACAAUGCUGAGUUCUUUGAUGAACCAGAAGACAAGGGCCUUAUGCACGCAUAAUCUCCAGGCGAUUUCAGCUGCGGAUGUUGUAGUAGUCUUGGAUAAAGGCCAUGUCAAGUGGGCCGGGUCUUCUGCAGAUUUUCUGCUGUCACCUUACUCCACAAUUUCUACAAUUAGAGAUUCAAAGCUUGCAUCACCACAGAAGCUAGGAAAGGAAAUCAGCAUAAAUGAUCCUGGUGAGUCUGAUGUGCUAUGGGAGGACGAUAUUUUAAGCACGGCUGUAGAAGAAGAGGAUGCAUCUGUGUUGGAAUUGAGAAAGGAGGGCAGAGUUGAGCUGAGUGUAUAUAAAAGCUAUGCAAGAUUUAGUGGCUGGCAUAUUGUUAUUGUGACAUGCGUAUCAGCAGCUUUUAUGCAAUCUUCUAGGAAUGGGAAUGAUCUUUGGUUGUCUCAUUGGGUUGAUGCUGCUGGUGAGACUGAGAGCAUUACAUUCUAUCUGGUUGGGCUCUGCAUAUUUGGUAUUGUGAACUCUCUUUUAACGUUGGUGCGGGCAUUCUCAUUUGCAUAUGGUGGUUUGCAUGCUGCAGUCCAAGUCCACACUGAGCUCCUGAGCAAAAUUGUUGAUGCACCUGUACAUUUUUUUGAUCAAAAUCCAAGCGGCCGAAUACUAAACAGAUUGUCUUCAGACCUCUACAUGAUUGAUGAUUCUCUUCCAUUUAUUCUCAACAUUCUUUUGGCUAAUUUUUUUAGUCUCUUGGGCAUUGUGGUGGUUUUGUCCUAUGCUCAGAUCCUCUUCUUGCUUUUACUAUUGCCACUGUGGUAUCUUUUCAGCAAACUGCAGUACUACUACAGGUCUACUUCACGAGAACUGAGAAGACUUGACAGUGUUUCUCGCUCUCCUAUAUACUCAUCUUUCACCGAGACAUUGGAUGGGUCUUCUACUAUAAGAGCAUUUAAGGCAGAGGAACUGUUCAUGGGAAGAUUCAUUGAGCAUAUGACAAGAUACCAGAGAACAUCCUACUCAGAGAUAUCAGCAAGUUUAUGGCUUUCAUUGCGCCUUCAACUGCUUGCAGCUGUUGUUAUUUCUUUCAUUGCUGUGAUGGCAAUCAUUGGGAGACAAAGUGAUUUUAUUCUGACCUUUGGUACACCUGGACUUGUGGGCUUGGCCUUGUCAUAUGCAGCACCAGUCGUGUCUUUAUUGAGCAGCUUCCUUACUAGUUUUGCAGAAACAGAAAAAGAAAUGGUCUCCGUUGAAAGAGUGCUCCAGUACAUGGAUAUUCCUCAAGAAGAACAUGCGGGCUCACAAUCUCCGCCUCCUGGAUGGCCACUGGAAGGACGAAUUGAAUUUGAUCAUGUUACUCUUAGAUACAUGCCAUCACUGCCACCUGCUUUAAAUGAAGUUUCAUUCAAUAUUGAACCUGGCAUGCAGGUGGGGAUUGUUGGAAGAACUGGUGCUGGAAAAUCCAGUGUGAUAAAUGCUCUUUUUCGCCUCAGCCCCAUUUGCAACGGGUGGAUUUUAGUUGAUGGCCUUAAUGUUGCUAAUGUUGCUGUUGGUGAUCUUCGUCGUGCUUUUGCUGUAGUUCCUCAAAGUCCCUUCUUGUUUGAAGGCUCCUUAAGGGACAAUCUAGAUCCAUGUGGUAAGUCUGAUGACUGCAAAAUCUGGGAGAUACUUGAGAAAUGCCAUUUGAAAACAUUAUUAGAAUCUGCUGGUGGGCUUGAUACACAUGUAAAAGAAAAUGGUAUAACCUUUUCUGUUGGCCAAAGGCAGCUUAUCUGCCUUGCACGGGCACUUAUUAAGUCUUCAAAGAUUCUUUGUCUGGAUGAAUGCACUGCCAGUGUUGACACAAAGACAGCAUCCAUAUUGCAGAAAACUAUUUCAAGUGUGUGCAAAGGCAUGACAGUGCUCACAAUAGCACAUCGAAUUUCUAUAGUGCUGAACAUGGACAAUGUUCUGGUUCUAGAGCAUGGGAUCCUGGUCGAACAAGGGAACCCACAGGAACUUGUAAAAGACCCUAACUCCAUGUUUGCAAGCUUCGCUCGAGCAUCCACAAUGUGACAAUCUGCAGCUUAUAUUAACUUCCAUACACUUGUCCUCAUCAAUAUAUUGUUACACUUUUAACUGUGAGGAUACCGACUAGUAAGGUUCGAUGCCAA